Coffea eugenioides is the source of this 1382-nucleotide messenger RNA. RefSeq names its product protein STRICTOSIDINE SYNTHASE-LIKE 4-like. NCBI's taxonomy places the organism in Eukaryota, Viridiplantae, Streptophyta, Magnoliopsida, Gentianales, Rubiaceae. Gene Ontology annotation, molecular function: strictosidine synthase activity. The record is from RefSeq and is a predicted model, not a curated record. The transcript has 4 exons. Gene Ontology annotation, biological process: biosynthetic process. Bases 54 to 1235 code for a protein of 393 amino acids.
AUAACUGUUUUUAAAGCAAUAUUCAUCAGACUUCUGCAAAAAACGGACGAACCAUGUCCGAGUCUGCCGUAUCAUCAUCAACUGAGACUUCCAUUGAUACGACUACGAGAAGAAAAAGCUUAUGUUCAUUUGCAAAUUUGCUCGUGAUAUCAUUGGUUUUGCCAGUUGUUCUAGCAGUCGUCGUCUACCAAGUCGACCCCUUCAAUCCUGCUCCUUACCCGGCCCACGAAUUAACUCAGAAAAAGCCCCUCGCGGUGCCUAAACGAAACGCUCAAGUGCUUAAAGGAGCUGAGAAGAUUGGAGUUGGAGAAUUGUUGGGACCAGAAGACAUAGCUUAUGACCCCAAGUCAGGUAAACUGUACACUGGUUGUGCUGAUGGCUGGAUCAAGCGAGUCACGGUGAGCGAGUCAGCUGCAGACUCGGUCGUCGAGAAUUGGUUAAACACUGGCGGCCGGCCUCUUGGACUGGUCCUUGGACUUCAUGGUGAACUUAUCAUAGCUGAUGCUGAUAAGGGAUUGUUGAACGCAACAGAAAAUGGAGAAAUUCAAUUGCUGACGGAUGAGGCUGAUGGUACAAAGUUUAAACUAACGGAUGGGGUAGAUAUUUCAGAGGAUGGAACUAUCUAUUUUACAGAUGCUUCGUCCAAGUACAGCAUCUCUGAGGUUGCUAGGGAUUCUCUUGAAGGUAGACCUUAUGGUAGAUUCUUGAGCUAUAAUCCAUCAACUAAAGUGACUCAAGUGCUGGUGCGAGAUCUGUAUUUUGCUAAUGGAGUAGCCGUUUCACCGGAUCAAGAUUUUGUUAUAUUUUGUGAAACACGAAUGAGAAGGUGUAAAAGAUAUUACUUAAAGGGUGAAAGAAAAGGAUCAGUGGAUACAUUUGUUGACAAUUUGCCUGGGAGGCCCGACAACAUCCGGUACGAUGGAGAAGGCCAAUAUUGGAUUGCUUUAACCAUGGAAGCUACAUAUGCUUUGGAGCUUGUACAAAGGCACGCCUUCAUCCGGAAGAUCAUGGCAAUUGCCGGAAAGUAUUUAGACCGACCACCACGACUAUUGCAGAAAAAUGGAGGGGCUUUCGCUGUUGAUUUGGAAGGAAAACCUACGGCUCGAUACUAUGAUCAUGAUCUAGCACUUGUUACAGGUGUUGUUAAAAUCGAAAACUAUAUAUACUUUGGUUUUAUCAUAAAACCCUACCUCAUUCGUCUUAAUAUGGAGCAAAAUCCAGCAGUCAUUCCCUGAAUGAUGAGUGAGUUUCCAGCUGUAGGUUUUGCUAUAGCCCGAAAAAGGUCGUAUAUCUCGGUCAUAUUUCGUUCGUUGUUAAUGUACUCUGAGCUAUGGCAUUGGGGUUUAGGUUGUAAAGUUGUAUCCUUUACUUAGAAUUGAUGA